Molecule: messenger RNA, 633 nt
Organism: Leptosomus discolor (cuckoo roller)
Lineage: Eukaryota; Metazoa; Chordata; Aves; Leptosomiformes; Leptosomidae
Product: putative protein-lysine deacylase ABHD14B
Biological process (GO): positive regulation of transcription by RNA polymerase II
Cellular component (GO): cytoplasm
Molecular function (GO): hydrolase activity
Source: RefSeq, a predicted model, not a curated record
AUGGCCGCCCCAGAGCUCACUGAGGGCACCAUCACAGUGGAAGGCCAAAGCCUCUUCUACCGCCGAGCCGAGCCGGCCCAGCAGGCACCAAAGCUAACGGUGCUGCUGCUGCACGGCAUUCGCUUCUCCUCUGAGACCUGGCUUCAGCUGCGGACACUUGCCACGCUGGCUGAGAAUGGAUACCGAGCUGUGGCUGUUGACCUGCCGGGGCUGGGGCGCUCAAAGGAUGCCGUGGCGCCAGCACCCGUGGGCCAGCCAGCACCAGGGGCUUUUCUGAAAGCAGUUUCGGAGGCUCUCUGCCUGGGUCCGGCCGUGGUGAUCAGCCCAUCGCUCAGCGGCAUGUACUCCCUGCCUUUCCUCUUCCAGCACAACCACCUGCUCAAGGCGUAUGUGCCCGUGGCACCCAUCUGCACCGAGAAAUUCACAGCAGAGCAGUACGCCCAGAUAAAAACCCCCACGCUGAUUGUGUACGGAGACCAGGACGCGGAGCUGGGGCAGGCCAGCCUGAACAACCUGCAGCACCUCCCCAAGCACCAGGUGCUGGUGCUGCGGGGCGCCGGACAUGCCUGCUACCUGGACAAGCCCAGCGAGUGGCACCAGGGGCUCCUGGCCUUCCUGCAGCAGCUGGAGUGA